AUUUAGGAGGUGGUUAUAAAUAAAUGUAGCAUUUAGAAGUUAAAUUAAUUUUACUAAUAUGUGGUUGAUUAAUAGGAUUCCUUUUCAAUUUUGUUGUUCAGGUGUUAGGUGGAAUAGACAAGGGUUUCAAAGCUUCUGCAGCGACAUGUUUCCGGAGGACAAAGUGAGGGAAGAAAAAAAUGUGGAUACUACUAAAGCUUUGAAUACUGGUGAUUGUGAAGCCGAAAAGAAUCAUGUUGAGGUCUCUGAUAAUGCUGUUCUACGAAGGCUUCUUCGGGGCCCCAGGUACUUUGAUUCUCCAGAUAAGAGUUGGGGAACAUGCUAUAAUUGCGGUGAAGAGGGUCAUGCUGCAGUUAACUGUACUUCAGCUAGACGUAAGAAGCCAUGUUUUGUUUGUGGGAGUUUCGAACAUAAUGCUAAAAAUUGCGCAAAGGGAAAAGCUUGUUUCAUCUGCAAAAAAGGAGGUCAUCGUGCAAAUGAUUGCCCUGAGAGAAGCCAUGGAGGACCCCAGAGUUCUAAAAUAUGUCUAAAAUGUGGGGAUUCUGGCCAUGAUAUGUUUUCAUGCUGGAACAACUAUUCUGCUGAUGAUCUAAAGGAAAUACAGUGUUACAUCUGUAAGGGUUAUGGCCAUCUUUGCUGUGCAAAAUACCCUGAUAGUGGUCCGAGAGAAUUUUCCUGUUACAGAUGUGGUCUACUAGGCCAUACUGGUUUGGCAUGCACGGCAUCUCGUGGAGAGACUAGCUUUACUGGGUCACUUAAUCCCUGUUAUAGGUGUGGUGAAGAAGGUCAUUUUGCACGCGAAUGCACUAAUAUGAGCAGAGCCAAAAAGCGGAAUCAUGAAUCGUCAACCCCCAAGAAGAAAGUCCAGAAGAAAAGAAAAGAGCAAAAAGAGUUCAGGUCUGUACCUCGUGAUUUUGGUAGGGCAUGGAAGAAAGGGAAGGAAGGCGGAUAUACGUCAGGCUAUAAGGCGAAACGAAGGGGUGGUUGGAUCCCGGAUGAUCCUGAAGACUAUCCUCAACCCAAUAGUUGGAGUCCUUCAACUCCUAGAAAUAAGAGAGCCAAGAUUUCAACUUCAGUACUGGUGGUCACGCUUUCUGCUUCUCGUUCGUCUAGAAAGUCCAACAGGCUCGAUUUUGAUAAUUCCGCUUCUUAUGGGUCAGACAACUAUCAUCACCAUAGGUUUUCAGCAUCUGAUGAUUUUCAUAGUCCUUAUGGGUCAGGCAAAUAUCAUCAUCACCAUGGGUUUUCAGCAUCGCGAUUUGGAAACAAGGUCACGAUAGCUGGAGGAGAAAUAAUGAUUGGUAGCAGAAACUGUUUCUCAUGUGUAGUAUACUUGCUGGAAGCUUCUUGAGAGGUUUGAGAACCCGUUUUCGUUCAUAAUUCAUCUGAGAUUGGUUGCAGGAGCUCAUUUGUGAGAUUCUUCGGGGGGUUUGUCCAAGGGAGCAUGGAACUGACAAUGAUGCUAAAGCUCGAUCUCAUCGGACGUAGUUCCCUGUCAUUUGGCUGCUUGUAACUUGUGUGCCUUUUAUUAUUUUCUUUUCGCGGUACAUCUUAUUUAAUUGUUACUCUUCUUUUUGUCUAAGAGGUGUGUAACUUUAAAGUAAUAGUAAUAAGCUAAAUUGCCAACUGAAAUGCAAUA
This is a messenger RNA of Lycium ferocissimum, 1639 nucleotides long. RefSeq lists its product as uncharacterized. The record is from RefSeq and is a predicted model, not a curated record. Gene Ontology annotation, molecular function: zinc ion binding; nucleic acid binding. Lineage: Eukaryota; Viridiplantae; Streptophyta; Magnoliopsida; Solanales; Solanaceae.